AUGGUGAGAGAGGUCUCCGAGGAAAGCAAGAGGAAGAGGAAGUUGAUGAGGAUAGAGAUCUUGUCCUUGGUUCUAUCCAAUGACAGCAAGGUCAGUGGCGAUGACUUUGAAGGCGAUGUGCACAGAGGUAGUGGCGGAUUCAGGAUUCUCGAGUUAAGGGGUCUUAGUGUAAAAGGGACUUUCACCGAGCACCUUGUGUGCACACAAAGGGGCAGUUUUCUGCUGUCCAAGGGGUCUCUCAUGGAGUCCACAACCGUAUUUCCUGCAUCCCAAGGGGUCGUGCGACCCCUCUUGUCCCAACGUGCGUCCGCCACUGCACGGAAGGAGGGUGGGUCAAUGGGGGGUGUGGGAAGAGCCAGUUAG
Prunus armeniaca (apricot) is the source of this 363-nucleotide messenger RNA. The record is from the annotation of a GenBank genome assembly. Lineage: Eukaryota; Viridiplantae; Streptophyta; Magnoliopsida; Rosales; Rosaceae.